Helianthus annuus (common sunflower) is the source of this 2589-nucleotide messenger RNA. RefSeq names its product FT-interacting protein 3. Bases 175 to 2478 code for a protein of 767 amino acids. The record is from RefSeq and is a predicted model, not a curated record. NCBI's taxonomy places the organism in Eukaryota, Viridiplantae, Streptophyta, Magnoliopsida, Asterales, Asteraceae. The transcript has 2 exons.
UGCCCAUUCCUGGCAGGUAACUUCAUUCUUACAUAAUUGAAAAUCCCCCCUAUUCCAUGCAAUAAUCUGUCCAUUUCCCCCUAAAACAUCCCUCAAAAACUUCACAAAAAAACAAUAACAAUUUGCUACAAAUUUCACAACAAUCUAACCCUUUGACCCAUAAUAAGAUUCACCAUGCAACGUCCACCACCGGAAGAAUUUGCACUCAAAGAAACCGCCCCAAAAAUCGCGGGAUCAGGCAAAUACGUCGGCGACAAGCUCACCAGCACCUAUGAUCUCGUCGAACAAAUGCAGUAUCUCUAUGUUCGAGUCGCCAAAGCCAAAGAUCUGCCACCAAAAGAUGUCACAGGAAGUUGUGACCCUUAUGUUGAAGUCAAGCUAGGAAACUACAAAGGGAUCACUCGACACUUCGAAAAGAAAUCAAACCCCGAAUGGGAUCAUGUCUUCGCGUUCUCACAGGAUCGGAUUCAAGCGUCGUUUGUUGAGAUUGUGGUUAAGGAUAAAGAUGUGGUUAUGGAUGAUUUUAUUGGAAGAAUAUUGUUUGAACUUAUUGAUGUUCCGAAAAGAGUCCCUCCGGAUAGUCCCCUUGCGCCGCAAUGGUACAAGUUGGAAGAUAAGAAGGGGGAGAAGCUUAAACACGGUGAGAUCAUGCUCGCCGUGUGGAGAGGAACCCAGGCGGACGAGUGUUUCUCGGACGCCUGGCAUUCGGAUGCUGCCACGGUUAACCGCGAAGGCGUGUCGAAGAUUCGGGGAAAAGUUUAUCUCUCUCCGAAACUAUGGUACGUUCGAGUUAACGUAAUCGAGUGUCAAGACUUGAUCCCCAGCGACCGCAACAAACCGGUCGAGGUCAGCGUAAAGGUGGCAUUGGGUAAUCAAGCAUUCAGGACACAAAUAUCUCCUGUAAAAACAAUAAACCCAAUAUGGAACGAAGAUCUAGUGUUUGUAGCAGCAGAACCCUUCGAAGAAGCGUUAAUGUUAACCGUAGAAGAUCGAGGUAACAAAGAUGAGAUCCUAGGAAAAUGUUUGUUGCCAUUGUACUCCGUUCAUCGAAGAUGGGAUAAUAAAGCCGUACAUUCGAAAUGGCACAAUCUUGAGAAACAUACGGUGAUUGAUGGUGAGAAAAAAGAAGCAAAGUUUGCGAGUCGAAUUCAUCUACGAGUGUGUUUGGAUGGUGGGUAUCAUGUGUUGGAUGAGUCGACGAAUUAUAGUAGCGAUUUAAGGCCGACCGCGAAGCAGAUAUGGAAACCGAGCAUUGGGAUUUUGGAGCUUGGGAUUAUAAGCGCGAAGGGGUUGUCGCCAAUGAAGACACGAGACGGUCGUGGGACAACGGAUGCGUUUUGUGUGGCGAAGUAUGGGAAUAAAUGGGUUCGGACGAGGACGAUUAUUGAUAGUUUUUCGCCGACGUGGAAUGAACAGUAUACGUGGGAGGUUUUUGAUCCAUGUACGGUGAUAACGAUUGGUGCGUUUGAUAAUGGGUUUUUGCAUAAGGGGAGUAACGAUUCGAGGAUUGGGAAAGUGAGGAUCCGGUUGUCGACGUUAGAGACGGAACGAGUGUAUACACAUUCGUACCCGCUUAUUGCUUUACACACUUCGGGUGUGAAGAAAAUGGGCGAGGUGCAAUUGGCUGUGAGGUUUUCGUGCACUUCGUAUAUUAAUAUGUUGCAUAAAUACUCACAGCCGAUUUUGCCUAAGAUGCACUAUGUGCAUCCGUUGUCAAUGAGUCAAACCGAUAGGUUACGGCACCACGCGACCCAGAUAGUCUCGACUAGGUUGGGCCGUGCCGAGCCACCGUUGAGGAGAGAGGUGGUUGAGUACAUGCUAGACGUUUCUUCGCACUUAUGGAGUGUUCGAAGAAGUAAAGCGAACUUUUUUCGAAUAGUAAAUGUGGUUAGUGGUUUUGUAGGGUUGAUCAAAUGGUUCGACUCGAUAUGCCACUGGACCAACCCGCUCACGACGCUUCUAAUCCACGUACUUUUCGUGAUACUGAUACUGUCGCCGGAACUAAUCCUACCUACAACUUUCCUAUACUUAUUUGUGGUCGGGAUCUGGCGAUACCGACGGAAACCGAGGCACCCUCCUCAUAUGGACAUCCGAUUAUCACACGCGGAUGCAGUGAACUUCGACGAGUUAGACGAGGAGUUCGACACGUUUCCAACUUCUAAAGGGCCACAUGUGGUCCGAAUGCGAUAUGAUCGGUUAAGAAGUAUUGGUGGUAGGAUCCAGACCGUGGCGGGUGACUUGGCGACUCAAGGCGAGAGGUUCCACUCGUUGUUGAGUUGGCGCGACCCAAGAGCAUCCGCAUUGUUUGUGACAUUUUGUUUGGUCACCGCGAUUGUGUUGUAUGUGAUACCGUUUCAAGUGGUCGCACUUCUUUUCGUGUUUUACGUGUUGAGACAUCCGCGGUUUCGAACCAAACUGCCUUCGAUGCCUGCAAGUUUCUUUCGAAGGCUCCCAUCUGGUGCAGAUAGCAUGUUGUAGUCGAGGAAAUUGUAUUUUCUAGUCUACCUUAUUAUUUGUAUUUCACUAUUUCCUUUAUGAGUGUUAUUGAUUUGGAAUGGAAUGAGAAAUAUGGUAAGUCAAGUUGUAAUA